Molecule: messenger RNA, 2910 nt
Organism: Babesia microti strain RI
Lineage: Eukaryota; Apicomplexa; Aconoidasida; Piroplasmida; Babesiidae
Exons: 4
Coding region: 1-2910 (969 amino acids)
Biological process (GO): regulation of DNA-templated transcription
Cellular component (GO): Cdc73/Paf1 complex
Molecular function (GO): RNA polymerase II complex binding
Source: RefSeq, a predicted model, not a curated record
AUGGCAAUAUUGUUACCAGGCAACAUCGCAUUCACGCCUUCCGACGUCACGGAGGCCAACCUAGACCCUGUCCGACGACUAUUACCAACUCUACCAAUUUCUGUAUGUUUAAGAAUAGCAAUUGCCUAUAAAAAACGAGGUUUGGCACACAUAGCUCAAUCUUUGCUAGAGGAGUUAGCCUUAGUGGCCAAUGAAGAGGAUAUUUAUGACAUAUUUAACGUAUCGGCCUAUAUAUCAUUUACCCGUGGGCCUAAGUAUCGGGAGACCGGAUUCCACUAUCUUACCCGAGGUGAAGCAAACGGGGUCACUCCUCUCUCACUAAUCGCAAGGGUUACCUACCUUAAAUCACUAGAAUCUGAAGAAACAAAUACUACCAAUACAUCAUUCGUUCAGAUUAGGGAAUUGUGCCACUUAUGUUUAGCCAAUUAUCCGGAAAAUCCCCUUGUGCUAGUUACAUUGGGCAAUCUUUACCGUUCAUCCAGUGACAGUCAGACUUCAUUAAUUUACUACAUAAAGGCACUUCAAUCUACAGUUAGAUUGAGUGGUAAAAACUGCAGUACUUACAAUGUACUGAUGGAUGUGGUACAAUCCCUGUCUGCUAAAUUUAAAUCACAAGGGAAUAAAACUAGUCCUACGGAUUACAUCACUAAAUUGUACAAAUCUUUACCCAUGCAUUCCCCUAUAAGAAGUUUGAUACACUCAGAAAUAAGUUUUCACAACUGUAAAAAUGAAAAUAAUUACGACUUUCAAAAAUUGGAUUUAUGCCGCCAAUAUUUGAUGAAUUUGAAAUCAUCAGUGACAAAUUUGUCUAGCUCACUACAGGGAAUAAUACUGUCGGAUAUAUCUUUUCAAUUGGGUCGGAUAUAUCAUGUACAAAGAGAUUAUCAAUCUGCUUAUCAAAAUUACAGCCAAAUCACACAUUUCGAACCUUCUGCGCUAUUAAAUCUAGUUAAAGUAUCAAUUUUGGCUGGGAAAUUGUCAAAGGCAAAGGAUUCAUCCGAUAUACUGGAAAACUUCUUCCGUAAAACCCCAAAUUACUACACCAUUUAUGCCAGUAUGUUGAGUGCAAUCUCCCAGGUGAUGUACUUAAUCCAUUCGGAAAAGAGGAAUAUAUUUCAAAAGUUACAGAAUGGAAGUAUAAGCGUUUCAACAUUCAGUUGUGGUUAUAAUUUGUUGCAGAUGGAUCAAAAUAUUGCCUUGUGUGAUCGUUUAUCUAAUCUACAUAAUACUGCAUCUAAAAUCGAGUCAGAUGAAAAAUUAAAAUUACUACACCUUAAAUGCCUAGAGUUGUUAUUAGAUAGGGGUAGAUUUGAAUUUAUUGGAGAUUAUUUGAAGCUCAUAUCAUCUAUGGAUUGCAUUAAUAAUUACGUACCGCUUAAGUUAGUGAAAUCUAACAUAUUAGCAUCAAAAAUCCUGCUUAACCAAACAAUAUCAUCGUAUGAACUUAAAACAUUACAUUCACUUGAGUCUAACAGUGUGAAUGUUAAAAAUAAUGGUACUCAAAUAGAACAUGAUAAUAAAAAUUUAGCUCCUGAUGUUACGAAUCAUAAUAGUAUUUCUGCAAAUACGCCUAAUGAAUACAUAUCGUACAAUUUGGCACUAGGUAUGGAAUCUGCUGGACACAUAUCACGUUCUCAAACAGUACUAAAAAAUCUGACAACAAACCACCCAAAUUUUAUCCCAGCUUGGCUCAAACGCGCUAGGAUUGCACUUAAAAAGAACGAUCUAACUAGCUACAAUCGCUACAUAUACCAAAGUAAAAAUAACGCUAGUUUGUCACCAGAACCUUGGCUAUUCCAUUCAUCUAACCUGUAUCAAAUGAACAAGAUCUCAGACGCUAUUAAUGAAAUUCAUAACCUGUGUAAAUUACACCCAAGUUUGGGCAGUGAUUCGUACGUACAAACUUUGCUUUCAUAUUGUUACAUUGCAAAAUACGUCAUUAAAUCAUCUAACUGCGGUGAAGUGUAUACACUGUUACUCGAUGAUGCAGUAAGGCACGCACGCAAGGCUUUAAAUAGGCCCUACCUUUCGAACUUUUAUGCUGCCAAUGCCCUAGCAGUCAUUCUAGCUAUGUCUGGGUUUUUAAAGGAAUCCAUAGAUUCCUUCGCCGAUCUUAUAGUGGAUACUACAGACCGACAUCAGCUUGCUGUAGCCAACUACAAUAUGGCUAUUGUCAUGUCCGCCAUAUCCAGACAAUCAGGUCGUUUAGACAAGCUUAAAGCUGGACGUGCGAUUACAUUAUAUAAGACAGUAUUAAAGCAUUCAAAUAAGCCACCAAUGUCUCUGUGUAAAUAUAACUUUUUAACUGGUAACCUGGAAGAGGCAAUUGAGACCCUUCAGUACCAAGCGUUGCUAUCUCCAAGAAAUUUGAAAGUAUAUCACAAUUUAGCAGUGUCACUAGAUGCGGCACUUUGCCGCGAUUUAAGAGUAGAGGCUAAGGUGGUCGAUCCAGAAAAUAUGCAGAAAAUGCGCUGUGAUGCCAUGACUGUCGAAUCUAUAUCGCAAUUGUUUAUUAAGUUGAUAAAUAGUGAUACCCAGGGUUACCUAGACGCGGAUUUUGUAUGGGACCACAACUUUGUGAUGGGCAUGUUAGUUCGGUCUAGGGACAAGAUAUUACCUCACAUUAAAGACACUCUGCCUACAAUUGAAAAAUCUAAUGAAAAUAUUAUGAAAAUGAAGGAGAAACGCCGACAGGCGCAGUUGGAAAUCCAGCAGGCUCAAAUUCAUAUGCAGCAGCUGGAAAUUGAUAAGAGGGAGAGGGAGAUGAUGGAGGAGCAGGAACUUAGUAAUAGAUUGCUGAGAGAAGCAUCUGAAAUUGCAGCGGAGUUACAUCCAUAUGUCUCUGGAGGGGAAAGCAACAACCCUGAUUUGUCGCCAAAAAGGAUGAAAUCAGCACUAUUUAACGAGUGA